Molecule: messenger RNA, 1455 nt
Organism: Neomonachus schauinslandi (Hawaiian monk seal)
Lineage: Eukaryota; Metazoa; Chordata; Mammalia; Carnivora; Phocidae
Product: gamma-taxilin-like
Exons: 9
Coding region: 4-1455 (483 amino acids)
Biological process (GO): regulation of cell cycle
Molecular function (GO): syntaxin binding
Source: RefSeq, a predicted model, not a curated record
AUAAUGGAAGACUCUAGAGUUUGCAGGCUAGGACUAAAAGCAGAUAUAUCAUGUAACUCUCAAUCAAAUGACAUUCUUCAACAUCAAGACUCAAAUUGUGCUGGCACAAGUUAUAAGAAUUCCUUGCAAGAGGGUGAAGGCAGUAACUUUAUAACAAAGAACAGGGAUUUGGUGAACCCAGUGCACUGCGUGCAAGAGUCAAGAGUGGAUCCUCCUGGACCAGAUGCUGGAACAGAUCCUUCUGAUAGUCAACAAGAUUCACAGUGCAACAGGAACAAAGGAAAAACCUUAGGAAAAGAAGUGUUAUUAUUGAUGCAAGCCUUAAACACUCUUUCAACUCCAGAGGAGAAGCUGGCAGCUCUCUGUAAGAAAUACGCUGAUCUCCUGGAGGAGAGCAGGAAUGUUCAGAAGCAAAUGAAGAUUCUGCAGAAGAAACAAGCCCAGAUCGUGAAAGAGAAAGUUCACUUGCAGAGUGAACACAGCAAGGCUGUCUUGGCAAGGAGCAAACUAGAGUCUCUUUGCAGGGAACUUCAGCGUCAUAAUAGGACAUUAAAGGAAGAAAAUAUGCAGCAGGCACAAGAAGAGGAAGAACAUCGUAAAGAAGCAACUGCACGUUUCCAGUUUACUUUAAAUGAAAUCCAGGCACAGCUGGAACAACAUGACAUAGACAAUGCCAAGCUCCGCCAGGAAAACACUGAACUGGGAGAGAAGCUGAAGAAACUUGUUGAACAGUAUGCACUAAGAGAGGAGCAUGUUGAUAAAGUAUUCAAACAUAAGGAACUGCAGCAACAGCUUGUGGAUGCCAGGCUUCAGCAAACAGCAGAGCUCAUAAAGGAAGCAGAUGAAAAACACCAAAGGGAGAGAGAGUUUUUAUUAAAAGAAGCAACAGAAUCGAGGUACACAUAUGAAGAAAUGAAACAGCAAGAAGUACAAUUAAAACAGCAGCUUUCUCUUUAUAUGGAUAAGUUUGAAGAAUUCCAGACUACCAUGGCAAAAAGCAAUGAACUCUUUACAACCUUCAGGCAGGAAAUGGAAAAGAUGACAAAGAAAAUUAAAAAACUGGAAAAAGAGAUGAUAAUAUGGCGUACCAAAUGGGAAACUAAUAAUAAAGUACUUCUGCAAAUGGCUGAAGAGAAAGCCGUCCGCGAUAAAGAGUACAGGGCCUUUCAAAUAAAACUGGAACGGUUAGAGAAGCUGUGUAGAGCUCUCCAAAUGGAAAGAAAUGAGCUCAGUGAGCAGGUGAAAGUCCUGAAACAGCAGGUCUCUGUCAAUGCAGUGGAUGUAGAUUUAGCUACACCUGUAAUACGGUCCUGCACUGCUCUUGUUUCUCAGAAUGAGUUGAUGAGUUCCUCUAGUAAAGCUCCAGGAGUCUACCCGGAUGCUGAGGUUGACGGAGUGAAUGAAACAAAACGCAGCUCCAAAGACCCUCUCUACAUGAUCUCUUCCAGGCACUGA